AGGAACCCCAAAAAUAAAAAAAAACGUAUAUCGAUAUAGAGUAUAGAGGACAAUAUCAAUUACGACAGCUGGGAAUAACUUUAACUGGUACUCAAAUGGUGCAAAAGGGAGUUGAAAUAAGGGCAGGUAGAACGGAGUUGUAAAUUCGGUUUGGUGACAACGACAAGCCAGAUGCUCCUUAUACCGUUUUCGAGGAUGUGCCGGCGACUCCUCUACCAGCAGCGUCCGCUCUUCCUGUCGAUGACAUUCAAUCGCCUGGCGCGGCAUGAGCAUACUCUCGUUACGACGAACAAAAGUUCGAUGUGCCACGAGUCCGCAAAGCCAACAUCUGCAAACACCCCGAUGAAGACCGUAAGAGCGGAGACCGAAACGGGGACAAGCUGUCAGACCAACGACAAAGCCAAAUAUGAAAUUUGCAUGCACGGUGUGAGAGCUGCUAAGCUUAUUUCUCUUGUGGACACCCGCUCACGUGGACGAGCUCUUCAUUCUCGUCCAAUGCUAGGUGGCCUCGACAGCCGCCGUGGUCAUGGGCCAGACCAGUCUCGUGCAAAUCAUUCGACGGGCGAGAGUCAGAGUCGCGGGACCACUUCUCCAUUUCGCGUUGCACCAGAUACGGUGACGCUGCCCGCCAGAGACAUAAAUCGAACUAGGACCACCAUAGGCGAGGACAAUGGCCAGCAUAAGCAAGCAACAGACUCGAUGUGUCCAACUGCAACUCGUAGUACCUUUCGCGACAUCGAGAUUUCUGCAUCUUCAGAAGAAACUGGCAAAGAGAGCGAAAACCGGGGACCUAUGUUGAAUUGGAACACUCCAGAGCCCCGCGCUUUUGCUGAAAAUGCAGCUGAACAAGGCGGUCAUCUAAUCCGAAGAGGGCAGCCCGAGCCCGAGCAACAACUGCACAAGCACGAUAACUCAGUGCCGCCGGGCCCGGGGAGUAGAUAUAUCAACUACCUUAUUCACCGUGGCGAACCUACGUGCCAUGAUUUGCGCCCUGCGUGUCAUAGUCAUAGAAGGAGCGCACACGAAAUCUGGAGAACGUUUCCCAACGAGAAGCACGUGAUUCUGGGGAAGGUCGACAAGUCAGGGAAAAAGUCCUGGGAUGCAUCCAUUGUCCCGUUGCUGAACAAAGUUAACGCUGUAGAUGACUUUUGCACUCUCAGCUCUUGCAGCGGUCGUGCGUAUUUAUGGACGACCACCGAAUUAUCCGAGUCCAAUCCAAAAACGACUGCAAGUCUCAAAGAUGUCGGCCCGCCAUCCAAAAAAUAUGUUUCUCAUCACGACGACUGGCGGUUUCAUGUUUGUCACACUCCAGAAGAAUGGAACCCCAAAGGAGCGCUGCAGGAUCGGAUUCAGCGAACAUGUCGACCCGAGGGAAGCGCUGCUCUCUGUAGUACCUCCACUCUGAUAGCGGAGACGCGCUGCUCAGUCCGUCGAGAACAAGUCACACAACGGACCACUGAAAAAAACAAGGACGGCGAUUUUUUGGUCGCAGUGCGUCGUCGAGCUGCGGAGAAGCAAGAUCUACCCGUGCUGCGUGAAGUGGCAAAGGAAGAAGCGGAAGAUGAAAGAGAAACGCCGAUGUGCUUUGGUGGAGAAAACGCUGGUUGCGACCGCGGUUCUGGAGCUACUCGCGGCCCGGUUCUUCCCACAGCGCAAUGUAACGUCGCGCAAAGUCUUGUCCAUCCGAGCCAUGAGCCGGCGGUAUACUGGGUACGUUUUGAGCCUUUCAUUCUACAUGUCGCGUGUCGCUCGCUCGACGCUGCGUUUUCUUUCAUCGAAGCAAGUCGUGCGGCUUUUCCGGCUACAUCGCUUCUUGCGUUUGGGAAACGGUACGUGGUACAGGUUCCAGGAGAAGAUUAUCUUGAGACUCCUUAUUGCUUGAUGCCUCAAUCUCUAUUGUGGCCGGUAAGUGGCGCCCCAUUUUUUGCGCAAGCAUCAGCUGCUGCUGAGUCAGAGGCCGAGCACGGUGAGGACUUGUAUUCUUCAUAUUUGGCGCGAGUUGUGCGCGCGAAGUUUGAACGGAACGCCAAAAGGGUUCGACAGCUGGAACAUGAUCUGGAAAAGAUUCUUGGGCCAGCGCCAACGUGAGAAUGUUGCCCACUGGAACACGACAUGCUCCUUGCUUCUGAUUUUUGUGAAAUUCAAUCUGGACCAAGUGUGGUAUGAGG
This is a messenger RNA of Amoebophrya sp. A120, 2168 nucleotides long. The record is from the annotation of a GenBank genome assembly. NCBI's taxonomy places the organism in Eukaryota, Dinophyceae, Syndiniales, Amoebophryaceae.